Molecule: messenger RNA, 537 nt
Organism: Mesitornis unicolor (brown roatelo)
Lineage: Eukaryota; Metazoa; Chordata; Aves; Mesitornithiformes; Mesitornithidae
Product: von Willebrand factor A domain-containing protein 9-like
Exons: 4
Biological process (GO): snRNA 3'-end processing
Cellular component (GO): integrator complex
Source: RefSeq, a predicted model, not a curated record
AUGAUGGAGGCAGAGGGACACUGCAGGGCCCAGGCCGCGUGUGGAAAGACCGGGAUUGUGUGGGGCGGUGCCCGGCAGUCGCCCGGCCCCUUCCCGCCUGGACGCGGCGUUCCGGGGGGGACGGUUUCAGCGACGGACCCAUGGCGGCACGGCGGGCUGAGGCAGAUCACUGUUUUCCGCGGCGGUAGCAGAGAGGAGCCGCUCACCAUGCCGACGGUGGUGGUGAUGGACGUGUCCCUCUCCAUGACACGGCCGGUGUCGGUGGAGGGCUCCGAGGAGUACCAGCGGAAACACCUGGCUGUCCACGGCCUGACCAUGCUCUUCGAGCACAUGGCCACCAACUACAAGCUGGAGUUCACGGCCUUGGUGGUGUUUUCGUCGCUCUGGGAGCUGAUGGUGCCCUUUACGAGGGAUUACAACACGCUCCAGGAAGCCCUAAGUAACAUGGAUGAUUAUGACAAGACCUGUUUAGAGUCAGCGCUGCUGGGGGUUUGCAACAUUGUCCAGCAGGAGUGGGGUGCAGCAAUUCCUUGCCAG